Crotalus tigris (Tiger rattlesnake) is the source of this 2980-nucleotide messenger RNA. Its product is annotated as olfactory receptor 4D1-like. The transcript has 2 exons. Gene Ontology annotation, biological process: G protein-coupled receptor signaling pathway. The coding region runs from base 740 to 1666 and encodes 308 amino acids. Gene Ontology annotation, cellular component: membrane. The record is from RefSeq and is a predicted model, not a curated record. Gene Ontology annotation, molecular function: olfactory receptor activity; G protein-coupled receptor activity. Lineage: Eukaryota; Metazoa; Chordata; Lepidosauria; Squamata; Viperidae.
GUCCUUAUUCUAAUGCUAAUAAUCAUGGAAUUAUUUUCCUUAUUUUUAAAACAAAAAUAAUAGCUUUAGUCAGUGAUAUUAAUUGUUCAGUUACACAGUCAGCAUAAUAACAGGCAUAUCUUUUUGAAUGCAAAUUGAACAUUUUCUCUGUUAAUGUUACUAAAUUUGAGGCAAAAUGUCAUAAAAGUGAGUUUAUUCAAAGAAAAUAAAGAAUAUAUCAAUAAAUCUCAGAAUUUCCAACUUUAGCAAUAGAUCUGCUUCUUAAAGUGAGAACUGAAAUGAAUAAGAUUUUUUUUUUUUUUGCAAAUUGUUAAUGUUCAGUUCUUCUUACUUAUUUGUAAGGUUAAUAGAUGGUCAAUGCAAUUUAAUAUAUAGAUUUUGGUUUGGCUAGUAUUGUGUCUUAUUUUUAAUAACUAUAAUUAUUUUGUCAAACAAAAAUAUAUUUGCACUUUUGGAUGCAAUUGUGUUUUUGAAAUAAAUCAGAACAGUGUGAAAUAGACCUCUUUCAAACAUUCACUAUAGAAUAAUAAUGAUUUCAUGGAUCAUUUUCUGUAAUUAUUUAAAUAAAUUCAAUACUGAAUUCAAGUUUAGUAUAAGGCUUUAUUUAUUUAAUACCAGCUAUAAGUCUACCUGACAGUUGAGAAAUAGAGGAGCAAGAAAUUAAAUGCCAGCUUCAGACUGACUUAUCUAAACUCUGGAAACAUGAAGAAAAUACUUAAAACCAUUAACAGAAUUUUAAAUGGAGAACAACCUGACAACUGUAGUAGAGUUUAUUCUCCUAGGCUUCUCCCAGAAUCAUAGAAUGCAGUCGCUUCUCUUUCUCCUUUUCCUUGCCAUUUAUACCACAACUUGGCUCGGAAAUCUCACCAUUAUAAUUACAGUAUUUCUCACCCCUGUUCUGCAUACACCCAUGUAUUUUCUGCUUGCUAACUUAGCUGUUGUAGACAUCAGUGAAUCUUCUGUCACAUCACUCAAAAUGUUGUGGAAUCUCUUCCACCACACUCAUACCAUUUCUUACAAUUGGUGCAUUGCACAGAUUUUUUUCAUUCAUUUAACAGGGGGCACAGUGGUCUUCUUACUAAUUGCAAUGGCUAUUGACAGAUAUAUUGCUAUUUACAAGCCCCUACAAUAUUUAAUUAUCAUGAAGAAAGAAAUUUGCAUAGGAUUGGUAGUAGGGGCAUGGUUAGGUGGCUUCGCUCAUUCCAUUAUCCAGGUUGGAGUUCUCCUUCAGCUGCCUUUCUGCAAAUCCAACAUUUUGGACAAUUUCUACUGUGACAUUCCUCAACUUAUCAAGCUGGCAUGUGCUGAUACAUACACACCUGAGCUUCUGAUAGUUUGCAAUAGUGGACUUCUCCUGACAUUAAUUUUCUUCACUUUGCUUGUGUCAUAUACAGCCAUCUUAGUAAAGAUUAGGAGGCAUAUAACAGAAGGCAAACACAAGGCCCUUUCCACUUGUGCUGCCCAGAUCAUAGUUAUGAGUUUAAAUUUUGUUCCAGGGAUGUUCAUUUAUGACCGCCCUUUCAAGGUAUUUGAAGCAGACAAGAUUGUUUCAGUGCUCUACACUCUUUUGACCCCAAUGCUGAAUUCCAUGAUCUUCACUCUUCGGAAUAAGGAGAUGAAAGUCACCAUUAAGAAGCUCAUGAGAAAAUGCUAUCUUUCUAAAUAGACAAAAGCACCACAUUCUACCCUGAGGGAAACAUGCAGAAUAACUUAAAUAUCAGUCCCCCACACCAUAGCAUUGCUCUUUGAAUUAGUAAAAUAUGCAAACGUGAAAACUUGUGCUCAGUGAACAAAUAACUAUUUUUUUAGACAAGUUUCACAACUCAGAACACACAUUUGGUUUACUUUAAUAUGAAGCAACUCUGAAAAAGUUGAAUCCAUAGGCUCUGUGUUUUAUUUUCCCUGUAAGACAUUAUUGCUCUUUAUUUUCUAUUUAUAUUUAAAUUUUAUUCAUAAAGUGUAUUGCUCUUCAGAUUUUUUUUAUUAGUUUGUCACCAUUCUGGCAUAUAUUUUGCAUGUGUUGCCUAUAUUGCCUAUCCAAUACACACUGCAUUUUAACUAACAUGCUUGUAGGCUAUUGUUGUACAUUAAUUAUUAUAUUAACUAACUGCACAAUGUUAAAUUAAAUACAAUCUCUCCUCCUAUAGUGACCACAAGGCUUUCAGUGAAAUGUCUAUGAAAAUUUGUAGCCAUUCAUGUCAUGGUUGUCCCAAAGAUGCUUUUUCACAAGGCAACUGGACUUUCUUGUUUUUCUUUGAAGAUGUUUUGCUUCUCAUCCGAGAAGCUUCUCCAGCUCUGACUGGAUGGUGGGGAAUGAAAGUAUAAAUCUUUCCAUUGAGUGAAAUGGUUCCUAACUGAAAUGAUCACUAAGUGAACAUCUGUUUCUUUGUGUUUUUCAUUCACAGAGGAGGGGGAGAGAAGUGAAGUUUGGUGUUUGCUGCCAUCUUGUUUAGAUAAAAUUCUUUCAUUCUCAUUUAAAGAACAAAUGAAAGAAAUAAUUCCUGCAGAUACCUGAUUACAGCCACUUCUCAAGUAACAACUAUCUCAAUUAGUGAUUGUUUGCAAGCAUGGCGGUCAUAAAUGUCAGUAAACAAAAGUUUAAAAAGUUGUUAUCUAUCCAAUGUGUUUACUUAUUUCCAGAUUUCUAUGUAACAACAAUACACGCCAGAGUGUGAGUAACACUGUUCUUUCUCCAUGAGAGAAUUUUAUCUCUGUAGUGGACUAGAUGAGGGAAAACAAGCUUUAAUUUAAUCUACACACAAUAAAAGUGCUGUUAAUCCUUUAAAAGCGACAUGGAAAUGAAUACAAAAAAAAAAAAAAAAACCAAGAUGGAUUUUAAAUCAAUCUAUACUAAAAUAUAAAGAAUUCAUAGACUUGGCCAAAAAAGAAAUGGAAUUCUUCUUUAAAGAAAAUAAAGAAGAAGACACAUCACUACAAAACAUAUGGGAUACAGCCAAAGCGUAUUUUAGAGGCAUAGCUA